Neocloeon triangulifer is the source of this 728-nucleotide messenger RNA. Its product is annotated as intraflagellar transport protein 27 homolog. The transcript is spliced from 5 exons. The record is from RefSeq and is a predicted model, not a curated record. Gene Ontology annotation, molecular function: GTPase activity; GTP binding. Lineage: Eukaryota; Metazoa; Arthropoda; Insecta; Ephemeroptera; Baetidae. Bases 53 to 610 code for a protein of 185 amino acids.
CAUUUUAUUUUAUAUCUUCAAAAUAUUCAACGAAAUUAAACUUUUGAGCAGAAUGAUUGACAUCAGGUCAUUCCAUUGCUAUUUGAUCGCAGGAGAUGCGCUUGUUGGAAAAACGGCGAUCACUCAAAUGUUUUUGUCAGAUGGUGCAAAAUUUCCAAAAACUUACAAUUUGACAACCAAUAUAGAAUUAAACUCAAAAUUGUUCUCAAUACCCGGAGAAAGUGCAGACCACAAAGUGCAAUUUAUUAUUUAUGACACUUCUGGCCACGAUAUCUACAACGACAUUAUAAGAAAAUGUUUAAAUAAAAAAUGCGACGUUGUGCUUUUGGUGUACGACGUCACCUCGACUGCCAGUUUCGAAAAUUUAAAGGAAUGGAUCAAACUGAUUUCUGAAGCUGAAACAAUCGGGAAAGACAAAAUGCCAAUUUUCGUUUUGGGCAACAAAUCUGAUCUGCACAACAGAAGAACGGUUUUUCUUGAAGGAGACAAGUCUGAAGAAAUGAUGAAGGAGUUUGAAGUUCUGCAAACGGUCGAAGGCUCUGCUAAAAAUUAUGAAGGAGUCCAUGAAAUUUUCACAGCCAUGGCGCAGUACCUUGUGGAAAACUCGUAAAGAAGAAAAAACAAUUCAAACAGCAAAAUUACUCUGUCUUAAAAAUUUAAUUUUAUUAUUUUCAAUGUAAUGCAAGUCAAAUCGCCUUUUACAAUAAAAUAAUCAAAGUCAAAUGCGA